Molecule: messenger RNA, 1513 nt
Organism: Onychostoma macrolepis
Lineage: Eukaryota; Metazoa; Chordata; Actinopteri; Cypriniformes; Cyprinidae
Gene: cxcl14
Product: chemokine (C-X-C motif) ligand 14
Exons: 4
Coding region: 219-518 (99 amino acids)
Biological process (GO): cell chemotaxis; antimicrobial humoral immune response mediated by antimicrobial peptide
Cellular component (GO): extracellular region
Molecular function (GO): chemokine activity
Source: RefSeq, a predicted model, not a curated record
AUGAGGCGCUGGAGCGUGUGUUUAUAGAAGCUCAGAGCUCGAGAGCAACUCUUCAGAUUGAGAAGAGCGUGGCGUGCAGCGGAUCACAUACGACCUGACAUUACAGAGACGCAGACGGGGUUAUCAUCACACUCGCACUGUUUGAGCAUCUCGAUUAUUGGAUUUGAGUGGCACAAACAAACCGGAGGCUGCUGGAGCUUCUCAACAAACUAUUGGGGAUGAAUCGCUGUACGGCCGCUUUACUUUUGCUGGUUAUCGCCGUUUAUUCACUCAACACAGAGGCAUACAAGUGCAGAUGCACGAGAAAAGGUCCGAAGAUCCGGUACAAAGAUGUACAAAAGCUGGAGAUCAAGCCUAAACAUCCGUACUGCCAAGAAAAGAUGAUAUUUGUCACCAUGGAGAAUGUGUCCCGUUUCAAAGGUCAGGAGUAUUGCCUGCACCCCAGACUCCAGAGCACUAAGAACCUUGUCAAGUGGUUCAAAAUCUGGAAGGACAAACACAGGGUGUAUGAGGCCUAAUCGUUCUCCACUAUGCACGAGGCUGAAAACAUUGCGGGAUGCGCUGCACCUACAGUGAACUGUGGAAGACCAGAGGACCAAUUUUUUAAAGCAUGACAAAGCAUAUAUACCCAGAUGAGCUUAUCAAGCACACCAGUUAUAUUAAUGUGGAAUAAUUUAUAGUCAUACAAAAAUGUUUCUUAUAAAAUGUAAUUAUGAGCCAAAUGCGCGGUUACGGCAGAGAAUCAGCCUGUGAAUCAGCACCAUCUGUAAGAAGUGAUCAUUACAUUUUUGCAACGUGUAAUGUUUUCUGAAGCAUCAGUUCUCGGUCUGAUUCAUUGUGUCGUGGUAUAUAAAGGGGUCCUGACACUUCUAUUUGGAUACCGUCUGGUUUGAAACUGCUGUGAUAUACUAUCCACGAGUGUCAAAGUAGAUCUUAGAGUUCUCACAGUACAAAAGAACAGAAAUAUCGAAGAUGUGUACAUAAUAUCUACAAAGACUUUGUGUUCUAUGCCAACAUUCAGCCGGUAAAAGGAGGCAAAGUGCUAUUCCUCAAAAUCAUUUUCAAAAUAUUGUUUCUCAUUGAUCUGCCCAAAAGUGCCGGAGGAACUUUUUAUUUUUUACUUAUUCACUUGUUACUUUGAAAUUUGGUACUUCAUGGUGAAGUGAAAGAGACAAAGCUGCAUUCAAUAAUAUCAACCAUUUAAAUCAUAUCAUACUCUAUAUUUACACAUAUACUUUGGUGGAAAUGUACCGCCACACGACAAGCACAUGAACUUUGGGGCCUGCGGUGGGCCAUGUGUUUAAAAUGAAGCUUUUUAUUUAAUAUCGGCCCUCCUAUCAGCACAUUAUGAACUACACGAGCCUCCUCUUUGAGGUGUGCAGGUUUUGUAAGCUAUUGUUUUCAUUUGUUUGAUAUGACUGUGUUUUUCUUUUUGGUAAAUGGAAUGUUUCUCGUCUCUUGUACAUCAGAUUGUAUGUAAAAGCACACAGAAUAGGUUCUUGUGUAGAGACCA